Rubroshorea leprosula is the source of this 523-nucleotide messenger RNA. The record is from the annotation of a GenBank genome assembly. NCBI's taxonomy places the organism in Eukaryota, Viridiplantae, Streptophyta, Magnoliopsida, Malvales, Dipterocarpaceae.
AUUGGGUGAGUGCGGUGGGUGAUGGGCGGUGGUGGGAGAGGGGAGGACGGGGCUGACCCAGGUGAAGUAGAUCCGGUGGUUGGUGAAGCGGGACUCGGUGUCAUAGAGGAAGAAACAGGGGAUGGGAAGGGAGGGGGCAGAGUUGUGAUAGGGAGAAUGAGAGAAUUACUUGAGCAGGGGGGAGAUCGAGCUGGAUCUGGACCACAAGCAGAGGGGUGCGAGCCAUCCUACAGAGAAAGGAUGGCAAGGUUUGGCAGAUGGGAGGCGAUAGCAACGGCAGAUGGCAAAGAGGCAGGCAAGGCUGGGCGGGGAUCAAAGGAGAGAUCCGAAAUUGGUGCCGGUGAUGAGGAGGCUGGGGGGAUGGAAGGCGGAGGAUGAAUUAAAGAGGAAAGAAUCGAGAUUUGCGGUUGAGUAGGAUCGGGAUUAGCUGAAUUUGGGGGGUUUGGGUUGCCAUUGGAGACCCGAAAUGGAAAGAGAUCCUCAUGAAAGAUAACAUGUUUUGAAAUAAAUAUUUUAUUAGAUU